CUCCAAAAAUUAAAUGCUUUGAACUUAACUUCAAAGGUGCUAAUUGACAUGUAGCUCAUAUCUUCUUACUUUAUUUUACAAAAAGUUAACCAUUGAUUUUUGACAAGAAUUGGUAUGCACAAUGAUUUUAGAAAGGGUUUUCAAAAGUUAUAUAACAAAUAACAGAAAUUUGUAUGCAAAGGCACACAAAGGUAAGAAGUGCAAUUUAAAAAAUGGAAAUGUGUAGUUCUGGUUUGGAACAACUUAAAAGGUAAAAAAAAAAAGGUGAAAGCGGUUCAUAACAUAAUAUAUUCGAAGCAAAAAGAGGUAAGAAGUUGAAUGAAGUUAUUAUAAAAAUGCAUUGAAAAUUUUAAUCUACAAUGUUCUUUCAGCAAAAUUCAAGCCUACAAAUUGGAAAAAGGUUGAGAAGGAAAUAGAGAUUUGUUUUUCAAUUUCGUGUGUUUGGUUUAGAUUAAUUUUGAACGUAUACGCUUUUGCACGACCUUCAACCAAUUUAAUUAACUCACUCAAUCUAUCCCACUCUGCCACCUCUCUUCUAGAGAGAAAAAUAAUGUAUAAUAUAUAUAGAAGUGGUAGAACAAAAUUGAUUUUAGCAAUUUCGAAAUAAUUUUGCAAAAGUUAGAUGUAAACAAAACGAGUAACAUGUUUUCAUUCCUUUUUACUUUUUGUAUUUACCAAAUAAUUUAAUCUCUUUCAUUGAUUAACUUUAUCUUUCAAUUUUAAUCUAUUAUUUAUAAUUUUCGAAAACCUCUCUCUUACAAUUAUACAUUUUAAAUACAAAUUGAUUGACUCCAACAUAUUAUUUCACUCAAUGGACCAAUCGAAAUCGAAAUGGAAGGCAACAGUGGGUGAAAAGCCACCUUGAAGACGGAGUCAUCACCUACGUCUUCAACAUAAAAAAGCAGAGAGAAAGAAACUCAAAGGAAAUGUAAGGAAGACCCAACAACCAGACCAACAUUUAGUUGUUGCAUCUUCUAUUGACUAAAAACACUCAAAAGCAGCCAUGCAAGAAAGCAACUUCUUCUAUUAAAACUUAGAAUUAGAUGCCCAUUUUCCAUAUUUCCCCACUUUCUAUACCUUAAUUUCAAAAUUAAAAUGGUAAUCUCAAAUAAAGUUUAUGGAGUUGUAAUGAUGAUUGUGUUCUGUGGUUUGUUUGUUGUGAGCUAUAGUUUGUUUGAAACAGGGGAGACCCGGUUGACAUUGGAUUACUAUACCAGAACUUGUCCCAAUGUGUUGCAGAUUGUGAGGAAAGAAAUGGAGUGUGCUGUUCUUUCUGAACCACGUAAUGCAGCUUUUGUUGUUCGAUUGCACUUUCAUGAUUGUUUCGUUCAGGGGUGCGACGGAUCGGUUUUACUGGACGACACAAUAACAUUACAGGGAGAAAAAAAAGCUUCCAACAACAUACACUCUCUCAAAGGCUUUAGAAUCAUUGAUAGGAUAAAGAACAGCAUUGAAUCAGAAUGUCCUGGGAUUGUUUCUUGUGCUGAUAUACUCACUAUUGCAGCCAGGGAUGCUGUUAUUCUGGUGGGUGGGCCUUACUGGGAUGUUCCACUAGGAAGAAAGGAUUCGACGAGUGCAAGUUAUGAACUUGCAAACACAAAUCUUCCCUCUGCCAAUGAGGGGCUUCUCAGCAUCAUCUCGAAGUUUCUAUAUCAGGGUCUCUCGGUUACUGACAUGGUAGCUCUAUCAGGAGCGCACACGAUCGGAAUGGCGAGGUGCGAGAAUUUCAGACAGAGAAUUUACGGGGAUUUCGACGCAACUUCAGAUCCAAACAACCCGAUUUCGGGGUCGUACAUCGAGAAGUUGAGGUCAAUUUGUCCAUUAGUUGGUAAAACAGGAGAGGACAACAUAACAGCAAUGGACAAUAUGACACCAGAGCUAUUUGACAACUCUUAUUUCCAUAUUUUGAUGAGAGGAGAAGGGGUUUUGAAUUCAGAUCAAGAAUUGUAUUCAAGCCUUUUGGGCAUAGAAACUAAGGCAUUGGUGAAGAAAUAUGCUGCAGAUCCAAUUGCUUUCUUUCAGCAAUUCUCUGAUUCUAUGGUGAAAUUGGGAAAUAUUACCUAUUCUGAUAGCUUUGUCAAUGGGGAAGUUAGGAAAAACUGCAGGUUUAUUAACACAUGAUAGAACAAAAAGGGAAACUAAAUCUUUUUUAUUUUAUUUACAAAAGAAUUGUUCUGAUAUUACAAACAUUGUAACAACUUCAUUUUGCAAAUUUGUUUGAGUAUUAAAGCAUAGGGAGUUUGAUCUUCAAAUCACAAUGUAUGCCUUUUGAGUUUUAAGUUAAAAUCUUCUAUAUAUUAUAUAUGAAAUUCUGUGUU
Molecule: messenger RNA, 2318 nt
Organism: Cucumis sativus (cucumber)
Lineage: Eukaryota; Viridiplantae; Streptophyta; Magnoliopsida; Cucurbitales; Cucurbitaceae
Product: peroxidase 11
Exons: 5
Coding region: 1096-2121 (341 amino acids)
Biological process (GO): hydrogen peroxide catabolic process; response to oxidative stress
Molecular function (GO): peroxidase activity; heme binding
Source: RefSeq, a predicted model, not a curated record